This is a messenger RNA of Portunus trituberculatus (swimming crab), 1332 nucleotides long. RefSeq names its product dehydrogenase/reductase SDR family member 11-like. The transcript is spliced from 7 exons. The record is from RefSeq and is a predicted model, not a curated record. Bases 160 to 918 code for a protein of 252 amino acids. Lineage: Eukaryota; Metazoa; Arthropoda; Malacostraca; Decapoda; Portunidae.
GUCUGUGUGUGUUGGUGCUGGUGAGCAGAUCCGACACGUCCCAGAUACACAUACAGAGGCCUCCAGCAGUGGCUUGCGCUAAACACCAGUGUGCGGUGAGCGGUGACCAGUGACACAGCACAGUGUGCACCAUUACGUUUUCUUCUCAGUGCCGCAAGGAUGGACCGCUGGGCAGGUCGCGUGGCCUUAGUGACGGGCGCCAGUGCAGGCAUUGGUGCCAGCAUUGUACGCAGGCUGGUGGCCGAGGGCAUGCGAGUGGUGGGCGCCGCCCGGAGCGUGGACAGAGUCCAGGCCAUAGCGGACGAGCUGAAAGGUCAGCCUGGGUCACUGCUCCCCAUCAAGUGUGAUCUCACCAAGGACGACCAGGUGCUGGCCAUGUUCGCGCGCAUCAAGCAGGAGCUCGGUGGCGUCGACGUGUGCAUCAACAACGCAGGAAUGUCCAUUAACAGUUCCCUGCAGGAGGGCACCCCUGACCAGUGGCGGAAGAUGCUGGACCUCAACGUGGUGGCGCUGUGUCUGUGCACGCGCGAGGCAUUGGCGUCAAUGAAGGAACGCGGCGUUGACGACGGCCACAUCAUUCACAUCAACAGCAUGGGCGGGCAUCGCAUCGCUAACCUCCCUGGCAUUCACUUCUAUGCCGGCACUAAGCACAUGGUGACUGCCCUCACCGAGGCGCUGCGGCAGGAGCUGAGGCAGACCAACACCAACAUCAGGAUAUCAGCCAUCAGUCCUGGCAUGGUGGAGACAGAGUUCGCUGAGAGAGCUGGCAUGAGUAAAGCAGCAGCACACCAAAUGUACACCCAGAAUGCCUGUAUGCAAGCGGAUGACAUCACCGAGUCAGUAAUUCAUGCACUGUCAGCCCCGCGACGCGUGCAGAUCCACGACAUCCUGAUUCACCCCACCCAGUCACAAAUAUAAGCAGCAGCAAACAGUGGCAGACUCCAGCAGACCUCACUUAAUGUCGGGCCGGCUGACUGACUAGAUGGCUGACUAACAACUAACUAGCAUAUACACACUUAAGAAGGAGGUUUCAAGACAUCUAUCCCAUUCUUUUAGCUAAUUCUCUCGGAUCUGCUCGGGAACUGGCAUCUAAGUGGGCUUUUUCUUUUGCAUUUUAUUUUUCUGUCCUUAGCCAGAUUUCCCCGCUUACAUGAACACACACACACACACACACACACACACACACACACACACACACACACACACACACACACACACACACACACACACACACACACAUACACAUUUCAUCCUUUUAUUCAAUAGUAUAUGAGCCUCAGAGAAAAAGCUUAAAUGAAUGUUUAAAGGAAAUAAAAGUUUGGAGGUCAUAAA